Marasmius oreades (fairy-ring Marasmius) is the source of this 2077-nucleotide messenger RNA. RefSeq lists its product as uncharacterized. Gene Ontology annotation, biological process: transmembrane transport; carbohydrate transport. Lineage: Eukaryota; Fungi; Basidiomycota; Agaricomycetes; Agaricales; Marasmiaceae. Gene Ontology annotation, molecular function: carbohydrate:proton symporter activity. The record is from RefSeq and is a predicted model, not a curated record. The transcript has 14 exons. Bases 151 to 1794 code for a protein of 547 amino acids. Gene Ontology annotation, cellular component: membrane.
UGUGUGACCAAGGAAGGGUUUGCUUGUGACAGGUCGUGUAGACAGUCCUCCCGAAUUCACAUCCAUGCCAUUCUCCGGGAUGCCGUCCACAUGCACUAAAUUCUAUAUAAAAGUGGAAUCCCCACUUCUUUUCUCUCUCACUCCCUCCGGAUGACGAGCCUCCAAGCCGAAAACGCCGCACGGCGCGCCAAAUUAGCUGGUCCAUCUGGGCUUCGAGGAGUAUUUGCGAACCCUCGAUUAGUGAGAUUGGCAGCUACUACGACACUUGGAGCAUUGUGUUAUGGUUAUGAACAAGGUGCCUACUCACAAGUACUCGUCAUGCCUGCGUUCACAGGUGAUAGUCGCUUUGCUCGCAUUGCGAACGAUGCAUCCUACAAAGGCUGGAGUGUAUCGACUUUAGGUUUGGGAGGCUGGUUUGGUGCACUGAUCAACGGUUAUCUCUGCGACAUGAUAUCUAGACGAUGGAGCCUUUUGGUCGGAGCCCUCAUAUGCUGUCUCGGUACCGGUUUAACUGCAGGUGCUCAAGGACCUCAGUGGCUGUUUGUUGGCCGUUUCUUCAUAGGCUGGGCUGUCGGUUCCCUCUCAGCAGCCGUCCCAUUGUACAACUCCGAGAUCGCUCCACCAGAAUUACGAGGAACGAUCGUAUCUAUUCAACAGCUUGCCAUUGUGACGGGAAUUUGUAUAUCUUUCUGGGUUGGAUUUGGCACGAAUUACAUCUCGGACACGAACUCGGUAUCUUGGAGACUAUGCUUGGCACUGCAAGGAGUACCGGCCGUGUUGCUCGCGGUCCUUACUUUUACAAUUCCGUACACACCUCGAUGGCUCAUUGGGAAGGGACGCAAAGCAGAAGCUCUCAAAACUCUUGCUUGGCUCCGAAAGUUGCCUGAGGAUUCUGAAUUGGUACAACUCGAAUUCAUUGAAAUCCAAGCAGAGUCUAUGUUUGAGAACGAAACGACAGAGGAGAAAUUCCCCCGUCUCGUCGGGGGUGGGCCAAUCAGACAGUUCCGGUUGCAAGUUGCACGAUUUGGCGAACUUUUCACCACCAUUCACAUGUUCCGUAGGACUGCAAUGGCUGGCUUGAUGCAAUUUUUCCAGCAGAUGACUGGUAUUGAUGCUAUCAUAUACUACGCCCCGACGAUCUUUGAAUCUCUCCAACUUCCUGGCAAGACAGUCUCUCUCCUCGCUUCUGGGGUCGUCGGAAUUGUCUUUAUCGUUUCCACGUUGCCCGCAAUUGCUACCAUCGACCACAUCGGUCGCCGACCGCUGUUGAUUUGGGGAGGAGCAGGGAUGGCGUUAAUGCUGAUCCUGUCCGCUGCUCUGACCGCGACCUAUCAACCUCAUUGGCAAAACGCCGCCGCGGCCUGGUCAACUGCGACGUUCAUCUGGCUCUACGUUGGAUUUUUCGGUGCAUCCUGGGGACCUGUAUCAUGGACAGUCAUUUCUGAAAUCUUUCCGCUCUCUACUCGUGCCCACGGUGUCGCUUUCGGUGCGUCAGCGAAUUGGAUGACGAAUUUUGUCGUGUCCAUCGUCGUACCGGUCAUGUUACAAAAUAUCACUUACGGAACCUACAUCUUCUUUUUGAUGUUUAUGUUGAUGGGCAUUGGAUACGCGAUCUGGAUACUACCCGAGACGCUUGGAAAGUCUCUUGAGGAAAUGGACUUGGUAUUUGGCUCUGGAGAAGCCCAGACCGAUGCUGCAAGGAUGGAAAGAAUAUUGCAACAACUCCAUGGGGUCCAUCCUGAAAAAGAAAGCGCCUCCAUGCAUAGCGUGGAUGGUGAAACGAACAAGGUGUAAUGGGAUUUCACGAAUCGAGAUGAUCAAUGAUGAAUGGAACGGAGGGAAAGAUUGCAACCCCAGGAAGUUGUACAGUGUCCUUGAUUUCAUGCGGGUAUGCAAUUUUAAGAACGCCUUGUACUCCAAAUAAACAAGACGCCGCCAUGGAAUUCAGUUGAUGGUGACGGGACAGAGUGCAUUCUUAUCCUGAGUGUGAACGUACCCUAAUAACUCAGCCUCCACUUCUCAGGAUCUGUCAAUUGAGAAUGACCGGGCGGGAUGACCGAAUCUUUAUCAACUUCAG